CGUUGGGGAGGGCGGGGCGGGGCGGGGCUGCCGGGCGGCGGGGGCGGGGCCACAUUCGGGCCCCGCGUCCCGCUCCCAUGGCCGCCCCCAGCUCCCCGCGCUGCCCCCUCUCCCCCGGGCCGCGCCCCGGGGCCCCGCACUGACGGCCCAUGGCGCCGCCCGCCGCCCGCUUAGCCCUGCUGUCCGCCGCUGCGCUCACGCUGGCGGCCCGGCCCGCGCCCAGCCCCGGCCUCGGCCCUGGACCCGAGUGUUUCACAGCCAAUGGUGCAGAUUAUAGGGGAACGCAGAACUGGACAGCACUGCAAGGGGGGAAGCCAUGUCUGUUCUGGAACGAGACUUUCCAGCAUCCGUACAACACUCUGAAAUACCCCAAUGGGGAGGGAGGCCUGGGCGAGCAUAACUAUUGCAGAAACCCAGAUGGAGAUGUGAGCCCCUGGUGCUAUGUGGCAGAGCACGAGGAUGGUGUCUACUGGAAGUAUUGUGAGAUACCUGCUUGCCAAAUGCCUGGAAACCUUGGCUGCUACAAGGAUCAUGGAAACCCACCUCCUCUGACUGGCACCAGUAAAACUUCCAACAAACUUACUAUACAAACCUGCAUCAGUUUUUGUCGGAGUCAGAGGUUCAAGUUUGCUGGGAUGGAGUCAGGCUAUGCUUGCUUCUGCGGAAAUAAUGCUGAUUACUGGAAGUAUGGGGAGGCAGCCAGUACUGAGUGCAACAGUGUCUGCUUCGGAGAUCACACCCAACCCUGUGGUGGCGAUGGCAGGAUCAUCCUCUUUGAUACUCUUGUUGGUGCCUGUGGAGGGAACUACUCAGCCAUGACUUCUGUGGUCUAUUCCCCUGACUUCCCUGACUCCUACGCCACAGGAAGGGUCUGCUACUGGACCAUUCAGGUUCCAGGGGCCUCCCGCAUCCUCUUCAGCUUCCCCCUGUUUGACAUCAGGGACUCAGCAGACAUGGUGGAAUUGCUGGAUGGCUAUACCCACCGUGUCCUGGCCCGGUUUCACGGGAGGAGCCGCCCACCUCGGUCCUUCAAUGUCUCUCUGGACUUCGUCAUCUUAUAUUUCUUCUCUGAUCGUGUCAAUCAGGCCCAGGGAUUCGCUGUCUUAUACCAAGCCAUCAAGGAAGAACCGCCUCAGGGGAGACCCACUGUCAACCAGACAUUAGCCGAGGUGAUCACGGAGCAGACCAACCUCAGCGUCAGUGCUGCCCGGUCCUCCAAAGUUCUCUACGUCAUCACCACCAGCCCCAGCCAACCAACUCAGACUGUCCCAGGUAGCAAUUCCUGGACACCAUCAGUAGGGGCUAAAAGCCUCAGAGUUGAAGGAUGGACAGUGUACGGCCUGGCAACUCUCCUUAUCCUCACAGUCACUGCCAUUGUCGCAAAGAUACUUCUGCACAUCACAUUUAAAUCCCAUCGUGUUCCUGCUUCAGGAGACAUUAGGGAUUGUCAUCAACCAGGGACUUCGGGGGAAAUCUGGAGCAUUUUUUAUAAGCCUUCUACUUCGAUUUCCAUCUUUAAGAAAAAACUCAAGAGUCAGAGUCAACAAGAUGACCGUAAUCCCCUUGUGAGUGACUAAAAACCCCACUGUGGACAUGAGGUCCCUCCCUGAGCUCAGGGAUGCUGGGGUUGACCUCUCCUGUGGUUCUCCCACAGACUCUUCCCUGCCUCUCCCUCCACCUGGGCCUAUUCAGGGGCACCCUCCUCUAGACCGGGAGGGGCACCAUGCUUCAGGGGCAGGCACAGCCUGGAUUCCUCCUGCUUCAUCAGCUGCACUUGGGAGAGAGACUCAAGACCAUAGGGCUUGGCCCUGUCUGCAUCUCUCUCUGAUCUAGCUGUGGGGAUGCCAGGAUAGUGGGGCAGAGAAGACAGAGACGGUCGUGGCUGGCAAUGGGCUCAGGUGCAUUCUAGAUGACUGUCAGGUGGUGGGAAGGGUUAGUUAUAUGGAAUACACCUUGCUGCUUCUCUCUGUUGUCCACACACAGAUCAGUUUCUCCUGGUCCUUACGAUUUGGAACAGGGCCAGCAAGGGAGAAUUCUUAGGUUCUCGUGAAGGUUGGCCUGGUCCCAUACAAGCGUGGACUCCUGGGCAUUAGCAAAGAGUAAAGGGGGGGCUGGUGCUCAGUGCUGACCCUGGAGACUUGCUCUCCGGGUGCUGGAUGGGACAGGCUUCCCCUGACCUAGAGGGCCUGAGAAUAGGGUCUAAAACCCCCAUUUAUGUCCAAUCUGACAGGUUUCACACACGAGUUUCUUUCUAGAUUCUUCUUUCAAUAGUUCAGUAACCUGCAGAGAAAUCUUUGAGAGGCACUCAGUAACUCCUUUUCAGGUUGGCUUUAUUUACCCUUGCCCCCUGUGGAAGCUGAACCAGGCCUUAGCGUCUCUGGAAUUCUCUCAGCUGACUCUCAUUUCUGAACAGGGAGUAUAAAUAUUGUGCUUUAGCCUUUAGAUAGCGUUAUGUGGGACACGGGGCCUAUGGUCCCUCCUUGAGAGGUCUCACAUGUUAAAAGAAGAUGAAAAACACCCGGAGGGCUGUGCUCUUUUAUGUGUUCCCUCAUGGGGACCGAGUUGGGUUAGGAAGGGCUCAGGAAAAGGUAUUGUCCCUGCUGUGCUCUUUUAUGUGUUCCCUCAUGGGGACCGAGUUGGGUUAGGAAGGGCUCAGGAAAAGGUAUUGUCCCUGCUCCCAUACUACCCUGUCCCUUUGACAGGGAGAUGAAUUUCAGACAUUGGUGUGAGGGCAGAGAGCGCUUGGGAACUGAUCCUCUGAGGAUAGGCUCUAAUAUUGAGAGCCCCAGCUGCAGCAGCUACCAAUUGGGAGAGUUAAGUGUCAUCUCUAAUUUAGAAGUCCCCACCUUCUGGGAGCAGGCUUUGUCAACAGCAGCAGAGAAGAGGGACCUGUGCCUGUGACAGUGGAGGCCUGGCCCUUUGCCUGAGCAUGCCUCUCCCAGAGAUGCUUGGGCCUUUGUAGUUGUUGCCUCUUGCCUUUGGUUCCCUCUUUGGAGCGCUUUGCCUACCUUACCCACGUCCCUAAGCUCCUGUCUGCUGUGGCUCCGCCUGAGCUUCUGGCAACCCAUCUGUGCCUGAUUGCCCCUGGGAAAAUAGAGGGGGCUAUGCGGGGCCAGCUGGGAAGUGUCUGCAGCGAGAGGUGACACCUGGUAGCCUGAGCUGCAGGCAGAGGGGCAUUGUGUGAGGGAAACGGGGAGGUGUGUCCACAGGUGGGCAAGACCUGCAGAGGGUGCUGAGCCACUCCAAGCUGUCUCAGUGCUUUAAUCUGAGAAGGGUGAUUACCUUGGAGCAGCUGUCUACAGGCCCCUGGGUCUGGAGGCACAGGCCUGUCACACACCAGGACCACUGGAAAUAUAUCAACAUGUGUAGUCUCCAAGCUAUUUGUGGCUUUUGUGGAAUCUCCUCUCAAAAGCAAGUAUCAGUUGUGUAUAGUCCCAGAGGGCACAGUGCUGUGAAUAGAUUCAUUCGCAGGGCAAAGGGAAUAUGGCAUUUGGCCCCAGGAGGGGUUUGCCUGGCUGAAACACAGCUGUUCAGUGGCCCAGGGCUAAGGCUGAUUUCCUCCCCACCUCCUUUCCCUCCUCACAUCUCCGGCCUGCCGGCACUGCUGUGUGGUCAGAGCCUGCAGCUGGAGCAGCCCUUCCAGGAGGGCCUGGGAGGAGCUGUGAUG
This is a messenger RNA of Nycticebus coucang (slow loris), 3667 nucleotides long. RefSeq names its product kringle containing transmembrane protein 1 (gene KREMEN1). Gene Ontology annotation, cellular component: plasma membrane. The coding region runs from base 150 to 1577 and encodes 475 amino acids. NCBI's taxonomy places the organism in Eukaryota, Metazoa, Chordata, Mammalia, Primates, Lorisidae. Gene Ontology annotation, biological process: multicellular organism development; Wnt signaling pathway. The record is from RefSeq and is a predicted model, not a curated record. The transcript is spliced from 9 exons.